AUGUCUGACCAGAGCACGGAAUCUGCAGAAACGAAUGCCCGUAUCGCUUUCGAUCCUAUUCAGCCGAAUCUUAUAAAUGACACUCCUCGGUUUAUUCCGCAUGAUACCCAUCAUGAUCCCGCGUUUCACGGAUCGCAGUUCCUAGUCAAAGACUACUCCUCUCCCAAUAGUUAUCCCCAUUCACUAUUAAUUUCACAUCACAUAUGUUCGCAGAACGACCUGCAUCUGAGAUCCUUAUUACUUGCAUCAAGACCACCGUGGGCCCUUCUUGGACUCAUUAUCCUAGCGCUUUUACGGUGGAAAUUGCAUCGCAGGUUCUGUGAAACUACUCCGAAGGAGGGAACGGCGGAGGAGAAUUCCAAGGGUGAAAAUGCAAUAUGUACCGACGCUCGAGGAGACGAGGAGAUAGCGGAUGAUUUUGAUGAUACUGAUUACCCGAUGGGGUAA
Molecule: messenger RNA, 447 nt
Organism: Aspergillus tanneri
Lineage: Eukaryota; Fungi; Ascomycota; Eurotiomycetes; Eurotiales; Aspergillaceae
Exons: 1
Coding region: 1-447 (148 amino acids)
Source: RefSeq, a predicted model, not a curated record